AUGCAGCAGUUCCACGACGCCUUGGCCAGCUUCGACGCGUCCCGUCUGUUGGCGGCCGACGACGUGGCGCGGCCGCCCGCCAUCGUCGGGCCCUCCAUCGUCGUCACGUUCCACGAGCUGCACGGCCUCGUCACCGCUGUCGCCGACGCGCUGGCAGAUGCGGCCCUUCCGGUCGUCGCCAUCGCGCUGCCGUUGGGCGUGCCGCAAAUCGCAGUCCUCUAUGGCGCCACCGUCACGCCGUCGACGCUUUUUCUUCCCAUCGACGAGAUGCAGUCGGUGGCGCGGAACCGCAGCCUCUUGCGCGAUGCAGCGACCACCGGGCUCGUGUGCUCGCCGACAUCGCGUCUGCUCGAAGCGCUUCAAACCGAGUUUGGCGACGCCAUCGCCGUGCGCCCGUUGACACUCGUCCUCGGCGACGCCAUCGUGCUUGCGACAUGGCGAUCCGCCGAGAUGGCGCCGCCUAUCUGGGCAUCGGACGCCGAUGCCAUGUACGUACUGUACACCUCGGGCAGCACCGGCCACCCGAAAGGCGUCAUCGGCUCGUACGCCGCCACGUGGCAUCGGCUCGCGUGGAUGUGGUCGACCGUCCCGUUCGCACGUGGCGAGCGCGUGCUGCGGCACACGGCGCUCACCUCCUCUGCAACGAACCUGCUCGGGCCCUGCCUGCGCUACGUGGUCGUCAGCGGCGAGCCGCUGCACGCAGAUCUGAUCGCAGCACUCUUUGCCGCACUGCCGUAUGUGCAGCUACUGCACCUCUACGGCAGCACCGAGGUCGCGGGCGAUGCGACGUUUUGGCUCACUACGACGACGGCGGCCCCCGUGCCCAUUGGCACCGCCAUCGGCGCGACCAAGCUACGGCUCGUGGACGCAGAGGGGGCUGAGAUCGCGAGCGACGAGACGCGUGGUGAACUCUACAUCGGUGGACCGCCCCUCGCGCGUGGCUACGUCAACCCGUCGGACAACGAGUCCCACCGCUUUUGCAUGCUCCACGGCGAGCGCUGGUUCAAGACGGGCGAUGUCGCCUACUGGUCCAAGGGCCUUUUGUUUUUCUGUGGUCGGACCCACGCCGGGUAUGUCAAAGUGAGUGGUGUGCAGGUGCACGUGGCCGCGAUCGAGACCACAGUGCGGACGUACCUCGGUCAACACUACCUCAAAUGGAAGGUGGCAUUAGCACCUAUCGCUUCGUCGGAGGGCUGGCAUCAGUACGACACCCUCGUCGUCUGCGUCGGCAUGGACGAAGACGACACCAUGGACAUCGAUGCGCUUCGCGACGCCGUCGAGAGAGAGCAUCCGCGUGUGGCCAUGCACGUGCUCACGGUGCCGAUCGCUCGCUUUCCAGAGACGUCGAGCGGCAAGGCAGAUCCGUCUCAGAUCCCUGCGCUGUUUGCGCAGCGGUCGUUGCCGUCGUGGCUGCGCGCGCUGCUGCCGCGUACGAGUGGCCUUGCCUCGACCCGGUUGGAUCCGUCCACGACCUUGACCGAGCUCGGCCUCAACUCGAUGGCGAUGGCCAUCGUCCUCCACACGCUUCAGUCGCAGCACGAGAUGACGCUGCGUCCGAUCGAGCUGGCAGACAUGACCGUCGCCGACCUGCAGGCGCUCGUGCAGCGCAAGCGGCCUCGUGCCAUAUCGCCCGAGGCGUCGAGGAAGCGAACGCGCGUGGCGCCGCGGAUGGAGGCCGUGCGGUGGCGAGUGCGCGCCCACAAGUGCAUUGACGCAUCCCCGCGCCUCGCAACGACCGACGUCGGCGAGUACAUCAUCGUCGGGUCCCAUGACCAUACCGUUCUCUGCGUUGCCGCCGUGGACGGACACGUCGUGUGGCGGAAAGAGCUGCCGGAUCGCGUCGAGUCGAGCGCUGCCGUGGCCAAGAAUCAGGUCGUUGUCGGCUGCUACGACGGCGGCGUCUACUGCCUCGACGUCCUCUCCGGCAGCACGCUGUGGGUCUUCUUCACACAGGACCAAGUCAAGUGCUCGCCAGUCAUUGUCGAAGAGGAGAAUGCCGUCGUUGUCGGGUCCCACGACCACCACGUGUAUGGGCUCGCGCUCACCUCGGGCGCGUGUCUGUUCAAAUUGCCGUUCACCAAGAGUGUUUUCUCCAGCCCCGUGUACGCUGCGACGGUGCUGUACUGCGCGUCCCUUGCCGGCGAAGUUCGCGCCUAUGCGUGGUCGUCGCUGCGCCACGACGCGCCGACGCCGCUGUGGCAACACACGUGUCCAGCCCCCGUCUUUUGCAGCUUGCGCCUCAGCGCGCGUCAGAGUGUGCUGCUCGUGGGAUGCGCCGACGCCUCUCUCUACGCGCUCUCGACGACGACGGGGACGCCGCGAUGGUCCGCGGCGACGACCAAGCCCAUCUUUAGCGCGCCCCGUAUCGCGACACUGAGCAGUGGCAACGAGGUGGCUCUCUUCGGCUCGCACGAUGGCGUCGUGCGUUGUGUGUCGACUGCCGACGGUGUCACACUGGCCUUGGUGGACCUCGGAUGCACCAUUUACGCGUCGCCCGCGAUCAUUUCCGAUCGCGCGACGACGCUGCGGACAUGUGUCUGCACAACGGACGGGCACGUCUACCUCUGGGAGCCCGAAGCGCCAUCAUCGCCUGCGACGCUACUCUUUCAAGGCGCUGGAGACAUCUUCUCGUCGCCCCUGGUGCUCAUGGACGAGAGCACGAUUGUGGUUGGGACGCGCGGCGACGUGCUGGUUGCGCUGCAUGUGCCCGAGAGUGACGCAUCGUCGUCGACCAUGACACAAUAG
Molecule: messenger RNA, 2745 nt
Organism: Saprolegnia parasitica CBS 223.65
Lineage: Eukaryota; Oomycota; Saprolegniomycetes; Saprolegniales; Saprolegniaceae
Exons: 11
Coding region: 1-2745 (914 amino acids)
Biological process (GO): amino acid activation for nonribosomal peptide biosynthetic process
Molecular function (GO): protein binding
Source: RefSeq, a predicted model, not a curated record